This is a messenger RNA of Schistosoma rodhaini, 4119 nucleotides long. The record is from the annotation of a GenBank genome assembly. Lineage: Eukaryota; Metazoa; Platyhelminthes; Trematoda; Strigeidida; Schistosomatidae.
AGGCUUGUGGAGAUAGAACCUUAAAACCUAUUUUGUAAAUAAUUUUUCAUAGUUUUCGCAUGUAUUUUCAUAUUCUGUACAUUAAGCAUUAAACAAUUGUACUUGUUGUUUAACUGUAUUACUUUGAACGCUUGUAACACUCCUUCCUUCCGUUUUGAGUACAACAUACCGUGCCACUGUUAAUUCUCCUCAACAAAUACACUCUAAUUCACGUCUGCAUCGUUCUGCCCUGUCUGCUAAUAUGUUGAAUGAAAUAUUAAUUGCAUACCAUCUACGUUUAUAGACAAUUGCGACAUUCUUAUUGAAUUCUACGCUUGGUGAAACUACUGGAUCUAUAUCGUCCAUAUUGGGAUUAUUAAUUUUGUUAUAAUUGUGGAGUAUCUGGACCAAACCCAGCCGAACACGCAAUAGCCUGAAGACUUAAAAUUUAUAUUACAAUGAACAAAACAGACUGGAGACCUGAGAACACGGUUGUUUGUAUUGACGUUAAAAAUCGUUCACAAUAUCCAGCAAACGAACAGCUGGGGCACAAUAUUAUAGUUGAAGGCUUAAGAAGUAAUACAUUGAAGUCCAUUAGUGCAACCUCACAUUCAUUCUCCAAUGAUGGCUUAAUUCCAAUUCGUAAUGAAUCAAAGAACUAUUUGUCUUCAUUCAAAUUGACAACUGCACAAUACUUUUCAACAACUAUUAGAAAACAUCACAAAUGUGUACAGAUGGCUGUGAAAAGUAAAGAUAUGACAAAAGCUAUGCAUCAUAUUGAUCAGUGUAUUAAAUUGGCGCCACACAAUGCCAAGUUUCUUAUAGAACGCUCUGAAAUUUAUAUCAAGCUGUCAGAUUAUCAACAUGCAAUAAGCGACUUACACUUGGCCAUAUCUUUAGGGUCAAAAUCACUAGACACCCUGUCAAUAAAUCGAGGCUUAGCAAAUGCUGAUUCAGAGUCACCAUCUAUCAUGUCUGCAAGUUUAAAUCGCACAGAAUAUGAAAAUGCUGUAUUAAUGACUGGUCACCUUCACAUCGUUCAUGGAGAGAAUUUAAAAUAUCAAAGAAAAUUGGAAGAAGCCCUAAAACAAUAUGAGCUAGGCAGAAGCUUCAUUGAUCAAUAUGCUCAGAUAAAAGACUUAAUCACUAACUCAUCUAUCACACCAGGAACAUUGGUAACAUUGAUGGGUGUUUUACAAGUUUAUGAAUCAAUGGAACGUAAUGAUGACUAUGUGAAUUUGAUAACAAAAUGUAUAAAUGAUUUGGAAAACGAAAAUUUGGAAAUUCCAGAGGAAAUACUAAUGGGAAAUCCUAUUCUAACCUCGAGAUUAUAUGUACCUCAAUUAUCCGAUCUGUUGUAUGCACGAGCUAAUCUAUUAUCGAAACAACAUGGUCAGUCAAUAAUUCAAGCUUACUAUGAUUUGAAAAAAGCAUUGCGUAAUUGUCCAAAUCAUUUAGAAAGUUACAAUUUAUUACAUCAACUUGAAAUUAUAUCUUCCAAUAAACAAGAAGAAGCUAUUGAAUUAAUGUUGAAAAAUCGUUUCUUUGAUUCAUUACAUUCAAUCACUAUAGCGAUUUAUGCCCAACCAGAGAAUAUUUCAUUAUAUUUUGAUAAAGGAGCAAUUUUAAGGAAACUUGACCGAUUAACCGAGUCUCUAGAUUGUAUUAUGCAUGGAAUAAAUUUAUUCAAUACAUGGAAUGAUACUGAUAAGAAGAACUCAGCCGAUCUGUACCAAUUAGGGAGAAAUCAGUUAUUUCUUACAAUAAACUCUUAUGCAAUAAAGCUAUUAAAACAAGAGAAAUAUCAAGAGUCAAAUGAAUUGAUUCGUCAACUCUUGAAAGUGGAUCCUAAAAAUUAUAGAUUACUGAUUUUAUCUGGUGACUGUCAAUAUUUCAUGAGGAAUUAUGAAAAAUCACUUAAAGAAUAUGAAAACGCAAAAUCAAUAAUUAGUAAACUAUUGACCGAUUCUAACCAUUGCAUUUGUAAUAACAAUAUGAUGAAAAUUCCCGAAAGUAUUAAUUCAAUCAAUGGAAGAAUCUGUUUAACUUGUUACCAGUUAAGUAAAAAUCGAAUUAAACAAAGUGAUUGGUCAAAUGCAAUAAAUUAUUUAGAUCGCUGUAUUUGUUUAGCACCAUUCCAAUCAGAAUUUUACAUGACACGUGCAUUAGUUCAUUAUCAAUCAAACCAUACCAAGCAUUCAUGGAAUGAUAUAUUAAUUUUCAUUUAUUUGAAUUUAAGUGAUUGGGCAUUGUUUCAAAGAACAAACGGUAAAUGGUCUAUAUAUCCAAUGUGGUAUCAAACUAUUGUACAUAAUCGAUUCCUUAGUCAAGUUAAUGAACAAAUCGGUCCAUUAAUUCAUCGUCUCACACCAAAAUAUAUUGAUUUGGUAAAAGUUGCGAAUUCUAAGGAAUGUGAAUUGUCUUUACUAAGGAAUUUAAGAAGAAUAAUUAAUGAAAACAAAUGUGCCACAUGUCAGAGAGCCAGUCAUUCUUCAACUACCAAAAUUACCUUUCCUACUAAUGGUAAUCAACAGACGUUAGAAAAUCCGAUUGAUUGGUUGCAUAAUCGUGUAUCGUUUAAUUUAUUUUCAGAGCCUAGGGAUGACUGUGUUGCUAAAAUGCCUUUCAUAAAUUCAAAUGAUAUUACUCAGAAAACGUUUACUGAUGUAUGUGAAUAUGAGUACAAGCAAAUCAAUGCCAAAAUUAAAGAAAUUCGUCAGAGGAAUUUUCCCAGACAAUUCAUGCACACGAAAUGAGCUCCAUUAUUCUAACUGUAAUUGAAUGCUGUUAUGGUUAUUUUGGUUGUUGUUUAUUUAUUCCUCAUUUAGUAAAAUUAUCACUUUGAUGUUUCAAGAUUUUUGUUUAUUUGUAUCUCUUUUUCGGUUUACGUCUUAUUCAGAGCAAAACAAGUAAUUUAUUUGUCAAUUUUUAGCAGUAAACUUAUUUCUUAAACAGUGAAACGACAUCGAAGUUGUUUUGACGAGACCACUGUUGUUAAAUAACAAGGUUUUACGAAUUAUCAAUUAUGACAAAUUAGUAAAUACUUUGGAUCCAUGCACAAGAAUAGCUGAUAUUUGUCUGUGAGAUAUACUCAAGAUUAUCGUACAGCCUGGAUUCCAUACCUUCAACCACCUAACAUCACAUAAAGAAUACUACAUUGAUGUGCUAAUUGAAUUGAUUGGAAUACAGCUUAACCGAUUGUAUCUCAACACUGGAAAUGUUGCUUGGCUCUACUUAAAUACGUCUUUUAAGUCUUAUUUAUCUCGAUUAGAUGAAUAAAUAGACAAAUAUUUACUAUGAGCAUUCUUUGGAAUGAUACGUCAUAAUAUUGAACUCCUUUCUGGAAGUCACACUGAACAUCUCGUUCAUUGGAUGGACCCUCUAAAUUAAAUAAAUGGGAUGUUCUGGUCACCUGAACUUAAACAGGUCUUCAACAGUUAUGAAACAGUUCGGAAAUAGAUAAUUUUUUGUAAAACUUUGACGAAUAACAGCAAGCCACUGUUCUGGUGAACACUCCAAUCAUGAAAUUGGUCAUUUUUAAAAUCCACGUAUUGGAGUAAUGUGACUUUUGUACAGUAAUUUUCAUUAUUGAGUUUCAGUACAUUUUAUACUUAAAAAUUCAUUCAGUACGAUAUUAGUUUAUUUGAACUUCAGUAUAAAUUCAUCGUACAAACUAACACACAACGAUUUCGCCUUCCAUCGACAAUCGCUCAGUUACAUCAAACUCUGCAACCAAUAAUCGUUAAAUUUGAUCAGCGUAUAAUUGAAUUCACCCUAAUGUAGAUAAAUCUUUCGGGAUCUCACCGGAUGACAUGUGCUCACUCCUUCAAUGCUGUAAGCCUUUCGCAUUUAUUGAUAAAUUAAAAGUGCAUUAUUCAUUCUCGUAUUGCGUCAAAGAAGACUAUUUCAGUUGUAAUCAAAGAAGACAUAAACAAGUUGUACGAAUAAAUUAUGUGGUGAAAUUUGCCACUGAAUGUUGACAAAAGUGAAUUUAUUUACAUCGACCACGGCCUUAACCUGAUUCUGGUUAUACACAAACACAUUAUGAAACAACCUCAACAUGGACCUGGUAUGUAACGUUGACGCGAUGCCCCUUUGGAAAAUAUUUUGAAGAAAAAACGUUAUAUGUGAACGAAUGAA